AUGUUAAUACAAAGGGGUAAUAAUGGUAUAAAAUUGAUUGAAAAAGUAGUGAAAACCAACUCCAAUUACUCUUCAUGUUCUGUGUCAUUAAAUAAUGAAGAUAUUUCAACCACAAUUUCGGAAGCAUCAACAAAUAUACUCAUAAACCAAAAAACAAGGUCAACCACGGCAUAUCCUAAAAUUCAACAAUAUGUAUCGAAUUUACCAUCUACUAAACUAACAGAAUCAUAUAAUAUCAGCUCAAUCAAUUGUUCUAAGAUUUCAAAAUCAGAAAAUAAUGAAUUAAAGAUUAAACAAGAAAUUAUCAAAUUAGCUGAAAAUUAUGAUUUUAAAAAUUUGUGUGUUGUUUUCAAUGCUUGGAGUGAAUCUAAUCUUGAUGCCAUGAUUGGAACAUUAGGUAGGUCACAAAUAUCAUAUUAUUUAAACUUGAUAAUCUCAAAUUAUAAAAAGAAUUUAAUUGCAAAUUAUAAAAUAUCACCAGUUCUAAAAUCAUUAAAUCGAGUGAAAUUACAAAAGAGUAUAGAUAAAAACUUACCAAUCACACAUAAAGAAGUUAGGGAUAAUAUUAGAAAGAUUUACAAUAGACUAAUAUUCAAUGAUGAUUCACAUUUAUAUGAUAAAUCAAAGAAAUUUAAAGAAGUCCAAAAUUUGUUGAUUUCAGAUUAUGAAAAUUUAAUUGAAUUUGAAUUAAACAAUUUUAAGCCAGAUUUAGCUUCAUUUUGGUUAAAAAAAUUUCAAAAACAAUACAAUCAAGAUCAAAUUACUUCUAAAUUGUGGGAAUUAAUUAUGAAACUUGAAAAUUUGGGUGAUUUUAGAAUUUGGGAUAUUUAUCCUAAUAGAGAAUUAUCAGAUUUAAGAAUAAAUAAUAAAUUCUGUUAUUAUAGAAAUAACAAAACAUUUCUUGAUAUUAAUUGCAUACCCAAUAAAUCAGAUUUAUCAUUAGAUUUUCAUAUCUCAGUGGUUUAUUACUUUGGAUAUACAAAACAAUUAAAAAAUUUAUUCUCAUAUUUGGAAAUUAUAUUGGGUAUAAAUUCUCAAGGUGAAAGAACAGGAACAAUACUUGAUUCGACUCAUAAAUUAUUCCCUGAUGUUAAAUUUCUCAUUGCAUUAUUUCAAAGUUUAAUUUUAAACCUUGAAUUUUAUCAAACUAUAAAUUUUAUAAAUAAAUUUCAGAAUUUAUAUAAUAUAAAUCCAACAAUGUAUGAAAAAUGUAAAAUUUAUGAAAUGAUAUUCAAAUGGGCAAAUUUAAAAACUCAUUUCAUAGAAUCAAAAGCAUUAAAAUAUUAUUGUAAAGAAAUUGGAAUGGAUCAAAGUAUAUCACCAAAUUCAUUAAAAGAUGCUCAAAACAAUAUAAACUUUGACUAUGAAGGCUAUUUACAAUUUAUUGAAAAAUUAAAACAAGAAAGAAUAGAGACCUUUAAACAAUGUUGGAAUUUAAUUAAAAAUGAUGAUGAAUUUCCAUUUUCAAGUUUAAUUUAUAAAACUUAUAUUGAUUAUUAUUUAAAAGAACAAGAAGUAGAGAAUAUAAAUGAGUCUGAUUAUUAUGAAAUUAUGAGAAAUUUACAACUCAAGUAUGAAAAAUAUUUUAUUGAUUCUCAAUCAUUCACUUCUAAUUCAUCAAUUAGAAUUGAUAAACAAAUUAUAACAAUUUACACUGAAAUACUCAAAGAUUUUAUUGAAAUUAAGUUUAAACAAUUUAAAUUUGGUCAAAUUAUACCGUUAAUUAAUGAAUGGAGUUUAGAUGAUGAAAUGAUAAUGGAAUUGAAAUCUUGGAUUCAAAAAGAAAAUUUGAUAAGAACUUAUAAAUUACAACUAGAACAAAAAAGAACAGAAUUUAUAAAUAGUUUACAAAAAUAUGAUAAUGAUGAUUAUGAUGAUAAUGAUAAAAAUGAUGAAAAAUUAUUAAACUUAAUAUAG
Messenger RNA from Insectozyma verbasci, 1917 nucleotides. The record is from the annotation of a GenBank genome assembly. Lineage: Eukaryota; Fungi; Ascomycota; Pichiomycetes; Serinales; Debaryomycetaceae.